AUGUCGAGAAAAAAAAUUUCAGAGGAGUUUUUGGAAAUAGAGGAUGAAAUUAAAUCGAUCGAGGUUGAAAUAAAUAAGCUGAAACGACGUAAAUCUCUUCUUGUAGCAAAAAAAGAACAGAUUUUGGCCAGAAUAUCUGCAGAAGACGUUGAUGAUACGACUCUUCAUAGUCAGUGGGAGAAUGAUCAGUUCCCUUGGUCGCAAGAAGCUCAAAGUGUUCUCGAACGGGUAUUCAAACUUCAAGUGUUCCGUCCAUUGCAAAAAGCUGUGAUAAAUGCUGCGAUGUCCAAAGAAGAUGUAAUCGUCAUCAUGAACACGGGAGGAGGGAAGAGCUUGUGCUAUCAGUUACCUGCACUGCUAAUGAAAGGCUUAACACUGGUUGUUAGCCCUUUGGUAUCGUUGGUUGAAGAUCAGCUAGCCCAACUUGAUAAAUUAGGAAUUGAAGCGGCCACUCUGAAUCAAAACUCUACGAAAGAAGAAGUUACCCGCAUAGAAAGAGCGAUCACGGAUAAGAACUCUUCCUUCAGGCUUCUUUAUGUGACCCCUGAGAAAUUGGCAAAGAGUAAAAGGAUUAUGAACAAAUUGGAGAAGUCUCUCGACGUUGGGUUCCUGAAGCUAAUAGCAAUUGAUGAAGUUCAUUGUUGUUCCCAAUGGGGUCACGAUUUCCGAAAAGAUUAUUCCUUCCUAAAUGUACUGAAACGGCAGUUCAAAGGUGUACCUAUACUUGGACUCACUGCCACAGCUACGCAGAAAGUUCUAGACGACGUCAAGGAAAUGCUAGGAAUGCAAAGCAGCAUUGUCUUCCGCGCUGGCUUCAAUCGUCCAAAUUUGAAAUAUGAAGUAAUCCACAGGCCUUCAUCGGAUAAUGCAGAGGAGAUUGUCGAAAUUAUCAAGAAUAGAUUUCAUAAGAAGAGCGGAAUCAUCUAUUGUUUUAGUCGCAAAGAUUGUGAGGAACUUGCUAAGAAGUUGAAAGCUUUAGGAUUAUCAGCUUAUCACUACCAUGCCUAUUUAGAACCUGCGAAGAGAUCAAAAGUUCACGAAAACUGUUUCGUAGUCAUAUUCCCAAUCCGCAACGCCAGGCACAAAUGUAAAUCAAUAUUGGAAAAGCUUGUUUCUCAGAGUGAAAUCUGCUCAGCUGCAUAG
This is a messenger RNA of Auanema sp. JU1783, 1143 nucleotides long. NCBI's taxonomy places the organism in Eukaryota, Metazoa, Nematoda, Chromadorea, Rhabditida, Rhabditidae. The record is from the annotation of a GenBank genome assembly.